UUACGAGUCUCGAACGCCGUAUCUGCUUGUGCACAAUGGAACAUUGGGGUUUUUAAACCAUUCUGUCUCUUCCUUAUAUUUUGUGUUUUUUUUGGGGGGGGUGGGGAAAAUUGGGAGGAGGUUGUGGGAGUGGGAGAUAAAGGACAGUAAGCGCCAGCUGCAUUUUGGUGGGUGGGAUUGGGAAGCGUGAGGAUGAAGCGCUGAUCAAAGCGGUUUGUUCAAGGCCCUGUGUUGGGGGUAUUUGCCUGUGUCUGUGGAAACAUGGGGAUGUGCUACAGCCUGCGACCGCGGCUGUUCAGCGACCCCAUCGCGUCAGUGUCCACCAGCAGCCCGGACUCGGAGCCUCCGGCGGCGGCGGCGGCGGCCCCGGCCCCGGCCCCAGCCCCAGCCCAGCAGCGGGGGGACACGGCGGAGCGGCCGCGGAGCUCCGACUGGCUGCGCGAUGGUCACCAGCCCCAGGCUCAGCGCAGGGACACGGACAGGCUCCGCGACUGGCAGCCGCAACAGAACGGCGGAGAGCGGCAACACGGCGCUAAGAAAGCAGCCUCCGAGAAACAGAACAAGAACUGGGACAGGCUGCGGGCGGAGGAGAAGGAGGCGGAGAGGGAGGCGAAGAAAGUCAGUAAAUACAUCGACAAAAUCCUGAAGGAACAGAAACGCGAGUACAAGCAAACGCACCGUCUGCUUCUGCUGGAUAUUUUGACUGGCUUGCAGGAAGCACAGAGAGACUGGUGCACAACUUAUAAAGUCACGUAUUGGCUAGAGCCACAGCUUGCAGCAACAGGGGCCGGUGAAUCCGGGAAAAGUACAAUUGUCAAGCAGAUGCGGAUCUUGCACGUCAAUGGAUUCAAUGCCGAAGAGAAGAAACUGAAAGUACAAGAUAUUAGGAAAAAUAUUAAAGAUGCUAUAGUGACAAUAGUCUCAGCAAUGAGCACUUUAAUACCCCCAGUCCAAUUAGCCAACCCAGAACAUCAGUUUCGGUUGGACUACAUCAAAAGUUUAGCUCAUCUUUCAGACUUUGAGUACACCCAGGAAUUCUUUGAUCACGCGAAAGCACUGUGGGAUGAUGAAGGUAUUAAGGCUUGUUUUGAAAGAUCAAAUGAGUACCAGCUCAUUGACUGCGCACAGUACUUUUUAGACAGAAUUGACCAAGUCCGACAAAAUGAUUACUCCCCAUCAGACCAGGAUUUGCUCCGAUGCAGAGUUUUGACAUCAGGGAUUUUUGAAACAAGAUUUCAAGUUGAUAAAGUAAAUUUUCACAUGUUUGAUGUGGGUGGACAGAGAGAUGAACGUAGAAAGUGGAUCCAGUGCUUCAAUGACGUCACAGCCAUUAUUUUUGUGGUGGCCAGUAGUAGCUACAAUAUGGUGAUAAGGGAAGAUAACAACACCAAUCGACUCCGUGAAGCUCUUGAUCUUUUCAAAAGCAUUUGGAAUAACAGGUGGCUGCGAACCAUUUCUGUCAUCCUCUUCUUAAACAAACAAGACCUUCUGGCUGAGAAAGUGUUGGCAGGAAAAUCCAAAAUUGAAGACUAUUUUCCAGAAUAUACACGCUACACAACACCAGACGACGCAACUCCAGAACCUGGAGAAGAUGCAAGAGUUACAAGAGCAAAAUACUUUGUACGGGAUGAAUUUCUUAAGAUCAGCACGGCAAGUGGAGAUGGACGACACUACUGUUACCCUCACUUCACCUGUGCCGUGGAUACAGAAAACAUCCGCAGAGUAUUCAAUGACUGUCGAGACAUUAUUCAGAGAAUGCACCUUCGCCAGUAUGAACUAUUGUGAUGGAGAAACAACCCAAGUUCUUGAUUUUUGGACUCCCUGAUUCCCUUUUUCUUAAUGUGCCCACACAAGGUGGGAGAAAUAUGAGCGAAGUGGAUCUACUUUGCUCUCAAAAUUCUCUCCUUCUUUACUCAUCCUUUCUUGUAUUCCCUUCUUCAUGCAUCCCAUUAUAUUAUUUUUUUAAAAGCUCUGCUUCUGCUCCUUCUUUGUGGUUCCACUGAGCCCUCUGGCUACCUCUGUGUCUGACAGAUGCCUGAGUAUACCUCAGCCUGUCUCUCUCCAGGCUUGUAGCUCUAUUGUCUAGUCGUCUCUGCUCUUGGGCAGCACAAGAUGGCAGUACCCUCAGACCUCUCCCCGUCUGGGUUUCUUUUCAACACAACACUUGAGAGUACUUGAUGGGGUAAAAUAUAUUAGGAUGAAAAUGCACUUUUUGCAUCGGGUCAUUAAAAAAAACUGUUGAGGAAGUUCACGCAAUGUAGCAGCACCACGAUAUUUAAUAGUUUCACUGUUUUCAGCAUUAAGAAACACAGGGCGGCUGAAAGAAAAGGACCUCCUCUAAAGCCAGCAAUGGCAAAGAUUUUUUUAAAGGACAAAACAAGGCAGGUUGUCCAAGUCCUACAAGUAGGAACAAUGUUUUGAGGUCUUGGGGCUAUCGAGUCUCAUCACAUCUUAGACCUUGAACAGAAACUGCUUCAAUUUGAGGCUGGAAACAGCACCCCCCCCCCCCCCCCCCCC
Messenger RNA from Stegostoma tigrinum, 2517 nucleotides. RefSeq names its product guanine nucleotide-binding protein G(s) subunit alpha-like. NCBI's taxonomy places the organism in Eukaryota, Metazoa, Chordata, Chondrichthyes, Orectolobiformes, Stegostomatidae. The transcript has 13 exons. Gene Ontology annotation, cellular component: heterotrimeric G-protein complex. Gene Ontology annotation, biological process: adenylate cyclase-modulating G protein-coupled receptor signaling pathway. Bases 262 to 1785 code for a protein of 507 amino acids. The record is from RefSeq and is a predicted model, not a curated record. Gene Ontology annotation, molecular function: G protein-coupled receptor binding; GTPase activity; GTP binding.